UUUACAGGAGGGGCUUUAUUUCCAUAAGCAGUGGCUCUUCAGCCUGCUGUUGAAUUCCCUGGGCCUGUUUCUAGCUGAGUGACUUAGCUUUCUGCCAGGGUGUGACUGGCUCCUGUGGAUACCCUGGGAGGAGUGGAGACCUGGCUUGGUGAAGCGUGUCCUCACUCGCUCCACUGUCUUGCCUUUCGUCAUUCUUUUUCCCCUUCUGUGACAAGGCUUGUCUAUCCCACUGCAAAGGGAGCAGUGGGUUUAUCUUUGGCCUUGAUUUUUAUCCCUGGAGUUGGAUGGAACAAUUGUGAACUUUAUUUUCCUUUAUGCGGACCAAACAGCGACUUACCUUACUAAUAACUGAAGUAAUACAGAUUAUUUACAACAUUCUUUUCACGAGGUAAACAGAGUCAACUCAUCAGCCUCUGAGAGUUGAACCUUAUUGGGGCUUAGUUCUAUACUUCUUCAAGCAAGAAGAAUGACCAAAAAUUGCUCUGUCUUUCUCUUAAAUAUUCUUAGUUCCUUAAAUGCCUUUUAAUUAAUUUAAGUACACUGUGCCUCAAGCAAGCUUAAUAUAAGAAAAUCUGGAUUUACAGGAGAAGACAUAUUAGGGAAUGUUUUAUUUUAUGGAAAGAUACUCGAUUGGAUCCACUAAAGUUCUGAAAAUAUAACUUCUUUGAUUAAAAUGUGACACUGUCACCUUAUCACCAAUUUAUUGUUUGCUUUAUGUCUUAUGUAAAUUUCUCUGGAAUUAAGCUGAUUAACAAGUAACACAGAAGAGUGAUUUCAAAAUUUCUCAGAUUGUGAAGACCCACCAUUGUUUGAUAUCAAAAGAUCAAUUUUUUAAAAAAAUAAAGAGAAAUGAACUUUAAUUUGGGUUUGAGAGUUAUGGACUACUUCCACGAUAACUAGGAAUAUUCAAGAAUUGUUGGCACGCAACUCUUCCCAACAGGCGAUGGAGCAGCGGCAGCCUAUCCUUCCUGGGACAAUGGCAGCUGACCCUGUUGUGAGUGCUCUGUGGAUGAGAGCAGCCACAGCUCCGGAGCAAGCCCCAGCCCCAGCCCGGCCAUACCAGGGCGUCCGUGUGAAGGAGCCAGUGAAGGAACUGCUGAGGAGGAAGCGAGGCCACGCCAGCAGCGGGGCAGCACCUGCACCUACGGCGGUGGUGCUGCCCCAUCAGCCCCUGGCGACCUACACCACAGUGGGUUCUUCCUGCCUGGACAUGGAAGGCUCUGUGUCUGCAGUGACAGAGGAGGGUGCCCUGUGUGCCGGCUGGCUCUCCCAGCCCACCCCGGCCACCCUCCAGCCCCUGGCCCCAUGGACACCUUACACCGAGUAUGUGCCCCAUGAAGCUGUCAGCUGCCCCUACUCAGCUGACAUGUAUGUGCAGCCCGUGUGCCCCAGCUACACGGUGGUGGGGCCCUCCUCAGUGUUGACCUAUGCCUCUCCGCCACUCAUCACCAAUGUCACGACAAGAAGCUCCGCCACGCCCGCAGUGGGGCCCCCGCUGGAGGGCCCAGAGCACCAGGCACCCCUCACCUAUUUCCCGUGGCCUCAGCCCCUUUCCACACUACCCACCUCCACCCUGCAGUACCAGCCUCCGGCCCCAGCCCUACCUGGGCCCCAGUUUGUCCAGCUCCCCAUCUCUAUCCCAGAGCCAGUCCUUCAGGACAUGGAAGACCCCAGGAGAGCCGCCAGCUCAUUGACCAUCGACAAGCUGCUUUUGGAGGAAGAGGAUAGCGAUGCCUACGCGCUCAACCACACUCUCUCUGUGGAAGGCUUUUAGGGGUGGCUCCCACCUGAGUCCUGUUCCCUGAAACUGGGAUUUUAAAAUGAGCCUGGAAUUGAGCCCCAAGUUCAUGCUUGUUUGGAGUAGUCAUUUCAUAACUACACUUUCUACGCACAGCUAGAAUUGUAGACCUGUAAACCUUCCUUCCCUUCUUCCUUCCCCUCCCUCCCUCACUUCCUCCCUCUCCCCCUCCUUCCGUUCUUCUCCUCCCUCCCUUCUUCCUUUCCAACCCCUUCCUUCCUUUUCCUCCCUGCCUUCCUUCCCUCCUUCCCUUCUCCCUUUCCUUCUUUCCCUCCCUCCCUCCCUCGCUUCUUCUCUCUUUCUUACUUCUUUUUUCAAUUCUGUUCCAUUUUGGGAGGUAAUUAUAGGGAUUUUAGCAAUAACAUUUUAUGUCAAAUGUUGCCAAGUCUGCGGUCCAUGGGCUUUCAUUUCUGUCACAUUUCAUUUCUUGGAAAAGGCCUCCUUCCUCCAGUGCCUGCUGAACCGUCUUAGGGUCACUCACAACCUCUGUCAUUUUAAGAUGUAUGUGGUGGCCGGCGGGAAGACCAGCCCUGACAGCACCUCCUGAGAAAGGCAGCCAAGGGCCUAGCCUGAUGCCAGAGUCCUUGAGCUGUCAGUUCCCACAGUUGCUCCUUUGUUUGCUCUUCUCAGCACCGACCAGAUUUACAGUCCGGGAAGCAAAAUCUCAAGGCCUGGGGCUCAGAGUAAUAAGGGGUGGGGAGUGGGUGGCAGGGAGAAAAGAACAUCAGGGUGGGUGGGGACAGGCCAGUGACGAAGAGAGGGACAGAGGAGGGAUGGGAACAGGCUGUGCAUCUUAGUUGAAGAGAGGGGUGUGGGAGGAAGCUUGAGUUUGAUGCGGGGAGGAGGAAGGCUGAGGAAUGACUUGGCUCCAGAUUACUUGGUUAUUAAGAAGAACAAUAAACUGAAGGAAAGCAUUGCUUGAAGAGGUGGUUUUGCUGCUCUCAAUUGAGGAUACGUGCAAGGGAAGUUGGGCUGUUGUAAACAGGGUGAAGGGUAUUUUUGGCCGGCCAUUUCUGUCUCACCUCUAGGCCCUCUGCUGGUGCUGUGGAGGCCAAGACCCCAUUAAGCCUAAAGGUGAUGGGUCCUCGCCUAGGCUUAGUGCUACCAUGUGGGUUUCGUUUCUUUCUUUCCUUCCUUCUUUCCUUCCUUCCUUCCUUCCUUCCUUCCUCUCUCUCUUUUUUCUUUCUUUCUUUUUUUUUGGGAUGGUGUCUCACUCCAUUGCCCAGGCUGGAGUACAAUGGUGCGAUCUUGGCUCACUGCACCUGUGUCUCCCAAGUUCAAGUGAUUCUCCUGCUUCAGCCUCCCGAGUAGCUGGGAUUACAGGUGCAUGCCACCAUGCCCGGCUAAUUUUUGUAUUUUUAGUAGAGACGGGGUUUCACCACAUUGGCCAGGCUGGUCUCGAACUCCUGACUUCGUGAUCCGCCCGCCUCGGCCUCUCAAAGUGCUGGGAUUACAGGCAUGAGCCACCGCACCCAGCCUUUUACCAUGUGGAUUUCUUUAGCGUCUUAAAAGCGUCCAUAAGCCACCAUUCUGUGAAGCCAAGGCCCCCUCCACCCAAACAGCCUCCCUCCUGGGGACUUCUGGAGCCUCAGCCAGAAGUACCAUUAGGUUUAAUUUUAAUUUGCUUUGCUGGAGAUGUGUACCUUGGGAACUGGCUCAUCCACCUGCUAAUAGCACCAUCGUCACUAUUAAGCAGAUAUUUCAGUUGGUAGAAUCCAUGUAGAAGUCAUGGACUCUUCUGGGAAAUGACUUUUCUGGGAAAUGACAGUUUCUUUGACAUAUUUUCUUUGCCCACUUUAAAUAAAAACUCUAGAGAAAGUUGUCUGUUUUGGAUUUUUUUUUCUGCUUAGGAUUAAUUUUGACCCAGAUUUCUCUGUGUCUGUCUUAAAUUCCAGUACACAAAUCUUGAAUUGUUUUUAUUCAGAUUUUUUUAGAUUUAAAAGUUCAAGACAGCAUUUGAGAAGAUGCAUUUACAUCUUUGUCGGUAGUGAUGGUAAGUAGGUGGGCGGGGCUCUCAGUCCUAUUUGAUUAAAAGCCCUGGUUUUCCAUAAAAAAAGACACUAUGCAAGAUUUUUCAGCAUACUAUUUGAGAGGGUGCAGAAGCAACCUCCGUAAAGGAGUUAAUGUUGGCAAAAACUAGCAAAGAAAUAAAGUACUUUACGUAUUUGCUAAGAUAAAUGGUCUAUUUUUUCUCUUAUCUUGAGGUCAAAUGUCUUGGUAGUAGUCCAUCUGGGUUUCUUCCCGAGUUACUCUAAGAUGGAAACAUUUUCAUAAAGAUUUGUAGAGACUUUUCUGUGCCAAAGUGUUUCAUUUCUUAUCAAGUUGAUCCCCCUAAGCUUUCAGUCCCAUGUUAGACAGUGUGAUUAGAGGAAGGAACUUAACACUAGUCUUGUUGACUUUGCAAAUUGAUCUGUUGGAAAAGAAGAUAAAACCAGUCCCCACUGUGCCUGCAGUCCAGUUCUCCCAAGCAGGACACGCGCGUGGCUAGUGGGCUUGUUGUCCAGGAGAGUGGGGAGCUGAGGAGAGAGGGAAAUCUCUUAACUUGAUUGCUCUUCCUGUUAUUCAUGCCAUCAUAAGUAACUUCUCAUGACGCUGAGUGUUCAGGGAUAAGUUCUACCACGGGCAUUUCCAUAGCAGGCUCUGAAAAUCCAUCAAUCAGGAUCCAGGAGCAUGUGACAUCAGGCAGGACCCAUGACCUAAGGAAGCCAUCUCAUAGGGCCAGACAUCACCACGGAAUGGAAAUUCUGGAAGCCAAUUAGUCCCCUCCAAGAUCAGUCCAUGGAGUGAGUUACAGUUUGGAAGGGGUCUCCCUUUCCUGGUGAUUUUCUGAGUUUCUAAAGGCCUCUGAGCUCACUGCCUUCAUUGUUAAUCUUCGUUGGAGUAAUUGUUUUAAAAUUAUCCACACUAUUCUGCUAUGUGUCUUAUUUCCAGAUUUUGGAGGAGAGAGCACAUCCAGUUAUUUAGCCUUCUUUAGAUUACCAGCACCAUUGUCUUUUUGGCUUAUUCUCCCAGAAAACCAAAACCUAGAAAAAUGACAUGGAAGGAAGGGGUUUGAGGUUUUAUCUUCAGCUUUAGUGAGGCUCAAGUGAAAGGGGAGAUCUAUUAAAAAUGCAUUUGCCUUACUCUCUUUUGAGGUAGAGGCAUGAGAAACUUGAUCUGCAACUUGAAGAAGAGCGUGGCCAGUGCGAUGUAGAUUAGUGCUUUACAAGAUUCUGAUCCAUGAGGCUGUCCAAUUCCAGCAUAAAACAGGGUAGUAAGGAGACAAGUAUGUGGCUAAGAUGAAGAAGAUAGAUAUCUGGAAAAGAACAAAAUCACAUGACCAAGUGGCUCAAAUUCUCUGAACAUCAGGCUGCACUCAUCUCUAAGUGGAAAUCUGAAGACAUGUUCUAAAGCUAAACACAAAUUUCUUGAAAUCAGAAACCAUAGAUAACUUAUUUUGCAUUAACUUACUUCAUUUGAGUGUCAAAUAUGAGACUCAAUAAUUUCUUGUUGAAUUGAAUUAACCAGGGGGAUUCUCUGUCCACUACUUCUAAAUAUUGAUAUAGAUGAUUGCAAGUUGAUUAUAAUGAAGUCUCCUUUAUUGGAUGGAUAGAGACAUGAUGCUUGGCAGAUGUUUUUUCUGAAAGCUUGAGUAGAAACAUUCAGAAGCUGGUGCUGUUAAUCUGUUUGUCAGUUCUUCUACAGCUGUGGCUGCUGUGGAAGGUGUUUCGUUCAUUCAUUCAACACAGAUUUUAAAAAAAUUUAUUUUAUUGAAAGUUGACAAUUUAAAUAUGUUUGUGGGGUAUGAAUAUAAUACAAUUUACAGAUUGGGAUACAAUUUACAGAUUGAUGUUAUAAUUUAUGAAUACAAUAUGAAAUACUUAAAUGAA
Molecule: messenger RNA, 5667 nt
Organism: Pongo pygmaeus (Bornean orangutan)
Lineage: Eukaryota; Metazoa; Chordata; Mammalia; Primates; Hominidae
Gene: POU2AF1
Product: POU class 2 homeobox associating factor 1
Exons: 5
Coding region: 944-1774 (276 amino acids)
Biological process (GO): positive regulation of transcription by RNA polymerase II
Cellular component (GO): RNA polymerase II transcription regulator complex
Molecular function (GO): POU domain binding; transcription coactivator activity; DNA binding
Source: RefSeq, a predicted model, not a curated record